AUGACUAAUGCAAGUGAUCGGAUAAAUUUAAACUUUGUACUCUCCUCAGGGUUCACCAGCUCCAGUCUUACUGAAGACAAUAGACUUUUGGAGACCGUGAAAGCCUUUGCCCAUUUUGGAGCUUUCAUUUUCACCGGUCUCUUUACGUAUCUCAUCAUAGUGACUGUGCGUGACUCCCCGGAGUUGUAUCAAAAUCCUCGCUACGUCCUGUUGUGUCAGCACUGCCUCUGCGUGACUGGCUUCAACAUCAUGGGUGCAAUGGUGCACAGUUUACGCAGCCUCCGCUGGCCCAUUUCUCGAAUUACCUGCUGGAUCCUCUAUGACCUACUGGUGGUGAUGGCAAGAGGUUUGAUGAUCACCCUCGUGCUGAUGUCUGUAAACACUUGUCUCUCUAUUUGCAUGCCACUUAGAUACCCAGUGCUGGUCCAGCGCUACCGCCACUGGGUAAUGCUGGGGUCUUGCGUCUUUGUUUUGUUCAACCCUGUGGUGUUCACUGUCCAAGCCUGCUCUCGCUACCCUUGGGACUAUGUGAUUGAACCGGACACAGAGUGCUCCACAGCUUUAGAGGGCACGGCUUGCAUUGUCAGUGCUUUGGUACAGUUGUCAUUGAUGAUUAUGCUUAUCAUCGGAAGCUAUGUGGUGAUUUACUUGGAAGGCAGACGUGCUGGCCAUUUCACACCUUCCAACAGCAAGGGCCGCCGCACCAUUCUCAUCCACAGCCUGCAAAUGAGCUUGCACAUCUUCCCCUCCCUCAUUAUCAUCUCCCGGCAUCAGGAGAGACUAGCUGUGGCACUCACUCUUUAUAUUGUUUUUUGCUGUGCACAGUCACUGAGUCCUGUGGUGUUUGGCCUUCUCUGCAGAGAGCUCUACAAGAAGAUGCCACAUUUCCGUGUCAAUUGUGGUAGCUGUGGACAGAUCAGGAGCAUGAAUAACACCAGCACUGGUACAGCCAGUAAAGAGAGGAACGCCUCUACCAGCACGGACACGGGCAACCUGUCUGUAGUUAUCUCGGAGUGUGACAAAAAAGACAUGUCAGAUAUUUCAAAGUAA
Molecule: messenger RNA, 1050 nt
Organism: Paramisgurnus dabryanus
Lineage: Eukaryota; Metazoa; Chordata; Actinopteri; Cypriniformes; Cobitidae
Source: RefSeq, a predicted model, not a curated record